Molecule: messenger RNA, 1533 nt
Organism: Exophiala spinifera
Lineage: Eukaryota; Fungi; Ascomycota; Eurotiomycetes; Chaetothyriales; Herpotrichiellaceae
Exons: 2
Coding region: 1-1533 (510 amino acids)
Biological process (GO): ubiquitin-dependent protein catabolic process
Cellular component (GO): cytoplasm
Molecular function (GO): ubiquitin protein ligase activity
Source: RefSeq, a predicted model, not a curated record
AUGCAAGAAGAUGAACUCUAUACAAAGAACAGGCUAACAUCCUGGAAGCGGACAUAUGGCCUCCAAUUGAGAGCGUCCGGCCUCGUAAGGACAUUGUCGCAGAACAACCCGAAUAACUAUGGAACCAUCGAAGGUCUCCUCUACGUCCCCGAUCUCCCACCCUCGGAUCCAUGCGACAAUGCAACUAGAGCACUGAUACCUUCUAAUGUCACGACUCGAGCUCAGAUCCCUGGUCAAAAAUACCCACUUAUUGCUUUGGCACCAUGGACGCAAACGGCGUGUGUAGAAUCAUAUCUGGCUGCGAUGGCUUCCGACAACGUCCGGGGAGGAAUUUUCUUCCACCCGGGUAAUGAGAGCGAACAACCACCACCAGUCAGUGACCCGUCAUGGAGCCUUAACGACGGUGGUAAUUGGAAGGGCGAAAAUCCGUAUCCGGUGUACGCUAUCCCUGGCAUGCUCGGUGCAUUCCUCCUCGACGAGCUCGCACAAUAUUCAGGCAAUUUGUCGUCAUCCCCCUACGGCAAGGAAUUGGAGGAUUUAUACGAUUCUCACGACGUCGUUAGGCUCGUCGCUAGAAUCGAUGUGAGUGUGACAGGUGGGAUACCGUCUUUGUGGGUAUUCCUGAUUAUAGUUCUGGCGGUCCUUCUCGCUGUGGUGCUGGUAACAUCGGUCAUCAUGCACUGGGUCCAGCGCAAGCAAAGACGACAACUUCAGCAGAGAGUGGCCAGAGGGGAAGUCGACCUCGAAGCACUGGGGAUAAAAAGGCUCAAUGUCCCGCAAGAGAUACUCGACAAGAUGCCACAAUGGAUCUAUAUUUCCUCAAACAACGACAGCAAUGGCGAAACAGGAUUGAAUGAGUCGGUCGCGUCUGCGGAAAAAAAUUCCACCGACACGACUAUAUCUGCAAAGGCAGUUCGAGAAGCCCCGUUCAGCCAGACGACAUGUCCGAUCUGUUUGGAUGACUUUGUGCAUGACGAGACAACAGUACGAGAGCUACCGUGCAACCAUAUUUACCAUCCAGAAUGCAUCGAUCCGUUCCUUCGAGAAAACAGUUCUCUAUGUCCCUUGUGCAAGAAGACAGUCCUUCCUGCAGGUUACUGUCCUGUUCAGGUGACCAAUAUAAUGGUCAGGCGGGAACGUCUGCUACGAAGGACGAGGCAGCGCGACGCCGAGGACAAUCUUGCGGUGAACGGGUCCAGACUGCCUGGGGUUACCGCUAUCAACCGGACAAUGCGGCAGUUCUCAAAUCCACUGACGGCUUCGCGGCAUCAACACGGUAGUGCUGCAGGCGAGCACACAACAGGAGCCGAGAUGCAAGCUCCUCCACAGAGACAACAGACCCAGGUAGACGAUGAAAUGCCCGCGGAAAUCAGGGCCCAAGGGACGUCAGCCAGACGUGCAUGGCGUCGAGAGCGGCUCGCAAGGCAGCAAGCUCGAGAAUAUGGCCAACAAGCAGACCAGGCGCGAGUGGUGGACGAAUCAAGACCGUUAUGGCGCCGAAUUGUUGGACGGGUGUUUCCUAGCCUGGAAUGA